AUAUAACUUCGUCUUUCCAAAAACCAUACCGUACCGGAAUUUCAGAAAGGAUAACAUCACCCACAUACGGGUAAAAAGAAAAUCAAAACCUAACAGGAUGGGAAUCUUACUUUCCAAAGAUACACGAACUACAGAAGGUACAACACCUAAUGUCGCAGCGAAACAAGACGGAGGUCCACCUCCUCUGAUGGAAAGACCAUGGAGAGACUUUAACUGGAGGGAUAAAGACGAGUUAUUAUAUGAAGUUUCUAACUAUCAAAUUAAGGGUGGAGUGAAAUACCUAAAUUGCAUGCUACUAGGCCAAGCUGCUUCUGGAAAAACUUCAUUUUUCAAUACAUGUGCUUCAGCUCUCAAAAAUAAGGAUACGGUUUUGGCUCCAUUGACUGUAUACAAGCCAUCUGAAAAGAGUGUUACCUCCACUUUUGAAACCCACGCAUUAUACACCAAGGACGAAAAAACAUUGCCAGUACGAAUAUUUGACUGUCGUGGUCUUCACAAUGUUGCUGGAGUGUUGCCAGAGGACGUUCGACAAAUGGUGGAAGGCCAUAUCAAAAGUGGAUAUCAGAUAAAUCCAGGUGCAUCAAUACAAAGUAAUCAUGCAAAGUAUCGACUUGAUGCACAACUUGGAGACAAAAUGCAUUGUCUUGUAUAUGUUGUAAACGCCGACAACCCAAAGGCAGCAUUAGCUGAUGAAUCGGCUGUUGAGAUAUUUGCCAAUAUGCGAAAAUUAUUGGCUCCAUUAAAUCUGCCACAGCUAGUUCUGAUGAACAAGGUCGACAGGCUCCGAGCAUCGUUGUCCGAUGACAUUUCACUGCUUUUCAAGAGCAAUGAAGUUUACAACAAGUUGAAAGUCAUUGCAGAUUUUAUGGUACUUCCUGAAAUGAACGUUUUACCGAUGUCAAAUUACCAUAUGGAGACUGUCCCUGAUCCAAAAAAAGAUGUACUGGCAUUGUCGAAUCUUAAGAUGAUAAUGGACAGAGCGAACGAUUUUUUGCAGAGACAAGACAAAACAAAUAUACCCGAGGAUUUUUUGAAUUAAGCACAACUGAAUUCAAAUUAAAUACAAAAUGCAUAAUUAUAUUUGUUUUAGCCGUUAGAUAUUGAAUACUUGGAACAUUUUUAGAUGUCGUGUAAUUAUAGAUAGUUGUUAAACAGAUCAGUGCAUUUUUUAAAAGUUUGAAUGCAUUAAAGGAAAAUGAAAUGAAA
This is a messenger RNA of Saccostrea echinata, 1206 nucleotides long. RefSeq names its product interferon-induced protein 44-like. The transcript has 8 exons. NCBI's taxonomy places the organism in Eukaryota, Metazoa, Mollusca, Bivalvia, Ostreida, Ostreidae. The coding region runs from base 98 to 1039 and encodes 313 amino acids. The record is from RefSeq and is a predicted model, not a curated record.